CAAAAAAGUAAUUAUAAACAAAUACCGAAAAAAAUGAUACUUAACCCAAAAAAAGUAACAAAACUUUAUAACCCAAAAAAAAAAGUUACAAAAACUUCAAAAUCAAAAAAAUAUUUGAUUUAGUUAAAAAAGUAAGUAAUAGUAUGUUGUAAGAUAAAAUACUGUACUAUAUAAGAAGUGAAGUUUUGUUUUAUAGCUUAUCGUAAUAUAUAACCAGAUAAGAACUUUAAAUCCUGAUUAUUGGAAACCAAAAAAAAUAUGUAAACAUCUAUAAUAUGAUUAAAUAGAAAAUAAGAUAUUGUGUUUUAUUUUAAACCCAAAUACAUAAUGCCGAACAAACCACAUUACUGGAAUUUAUAAUCACAAGCAGAUUGCAUGACUGAAUGCAUUGUAAAAUUACCGUGUCUGUGAACAAUAUUCCUACUGAUUUCAAUAAUGUUGACUCAUAAAAUACACUCUGAAAUUAUCGACAUACAAGGGUAUUUUACAAUCGCGGUCUACGUCAACUAUUUCAUACCGGGGAGUCUGAAAAUUCACACUGAUUUAUACACAGUACGCCUGGGCCAGCUGAGGGAGUUGAUAGACAACCCGCUAUUCGACCCUCUUCGUAACGUGAAUACUAGAAGGUGGCUGCCAAAAGGCGAAGCCCCGUUUCCUGGGUACUGUAGGGCGCCCGGCAGUGGCAAGUGUAUUGCCGCUCUAUGCAAUUGUGACCAGCUCAAAGAACGUUGGAACAUGAGAUUAGCUUCAAUUCUCAGUAAAACCACACAAUCAUAAUUUUAAUAUUUUUAUUGCAUUAUACAAUUUAGUCUUCCAUAACAUUUAUUUGGAAGUACACAGCCGUUCUACAUUAAAUGUGAUGUGUAUUUAUUUAUAA
This is a messenger RNA of Helicoverpa zea (corn earworm), 877 nucleotides long. RefSeq lists its product as uncharacterized. The record is from RefSeq and is a predicted model, not a curated record. Lineage: Eukaryota; Metazoa; Arthropoda; Insecta; Lepidoptera; Noctuidae. The transcript has 2 exons. Bases 436 to 777 code for a protein of 113 amino acids.